Messenger RNA from Patella vulgata (common limpet), 2959 nucleotides. Its product is annotated as ankyrin repeat domain-containing protein 1-like. The transcript has 3 exons. Gene Ontology annotation, molecular function: protein binding. The record is from RefSeq and is a predicted model, not a curated record. NCBI's taxonomy places the organism in Eukaryota, Metazoa, Mollusca, Gastropoda, Patellidae. The coding region runs from base 657 to 1841 and encodes 394 amino acids.
GCAAUCAAGAAGAAGACAUAGUAGUAACAGGUGAAGAACGAGAAGUGCGAGUUGUAGUUAUUGGUAAAACUGGGGCAGGAAAGAGUGCCUUAGGAAACAGUUUGCUCAAUCUAAAGGGGGGUGACAUAUUUCCAUCGAAAUUUAGUGCAUGUUCCGUUACAAAAAACAUUGAGCUAAAACAAAAGGCUGUGCAUUCUGAGGAUGGAAAUAUCAUUCUGAAGCUAUUGGAUACUCCUGGGUUAUCAGACACUACCAAAGACAACAAAGAAACGGCUAAAGAACUGGUCAAAUGUAUCGAAGGGUUAGAGCCAGGUCCACACGUCUUUGCUGUCGUCUUCAAAUUGGAUAGAAUUUGCGGGGAUAUAAUUGACAAUAUACAGUUUCUGAAAGACACCUUUGGAAGUUGCCUUGAAAAGUACGGAAUCAUAGUUUUGACGGGUCAAGACAAUUUGGAUAAGAACGAAUCGUUUGAAACGUGGUUAGAAUCAGCCAAUGGUGAAUUCCGGCAUUUUCUUGAUGUUUAUUGCAAUGGUCGAUAUGUUUUGAUAAAUAACGAAGAGAAGGAACCCAAGAUAAAACAAUCGCAGGUGAGGCAUGUGAUAAACCUCAUUUUAAAAACCAUCAAAAUCAACAAUUGGGAUUAUUAUAGAAAUGAGAUGUACGAAGAGGCUAAAUCAAUGUAUGAAUAUAAAAUAAAACAGAUAGAGGAAGAAAAAUCGAGGAUUGAAAGGCUACUAAGGGAAGAAUUGGAAGCAAAAAAUAAAGAGAUAGGCCAUUUGAAAACGGUGGAGAACGAACACGAGGAGCAACAAAAUCAAGCCAUUAAAAACUUGCAGCAGGAGAUCCAACGGUUAAAACAGCUUGAAAAUGAGAAUAAAGGCACCCUUAAGAGACUGGACGAGCUGGAAAGAGAAAACGAUGAGUUGAAACAACAGAAACGGGCCUUUGAAAGUUUACAACAAUUAAACAAAGAGCUUACCACAGAACUCAAUCAAAUUAAAAGGGAAGAUGAAGAGAAGCUGAAGAGAUUGGACGGGUUACAGAGGGAAAACGAUGUUUUGAAACGGGCUCGUUAUGAAGUAGAGCAGUUAGAACUACAGAAUGUAUCAGUGGGAACUGUUAUGAAUACACAACAGGGUACUAAUACAUAUUUAAAAGGAAUGGCAGUCAAUUAUUAUUCGCAUAAGGAAUCCCCCGAAACGAUGAUGCAACGAACACGACACAUGGUUUCAGAACAAUUAAAAGACACGGGUUUGGCAACUACUGAGUCAGAUCUACAAUCCAACAACACUGAACAAACUGAGAACCAAAUGGUAAAUACUUUACCUUCGACAAUACCAAAUAUUAACAGAAUGACUGAAGAUAUGGCUAAACUCGAAGCUAACCAGGAGCUUGUUGAUUUAUCUGAAUCACUACAUACCAGCUGUAUGUAUGGCACUUUACAAAAUGUAAAAGAGUUGAUAGACAGUGGCAAAGACGUUAAUGGACGAGACAGAAGAAAUAUGACCCCUUUAAUGUAUUGCGCAAGAUCAGUUAUACAUCCAGUGCCUAAAAUUAAAUUAUUGAUGUCUUACAAUGAGUCUGAAAUUAAUCAUAAAGAUGGAAACAGUGACAGCAUAUUGCACCACGCAUGUCGUGAGGGUACAUUAGACACUGUCCAAUAUUUGGUACAAAAUAUUGGUAUGGAUGUAAAUAUUAUAAAUUUAAAGGGACGAACACCCCUUUUCGACUGCUGUCAAUCCAAAAUAGAUGCCAUUGCGAAGAUUGAAUUAUUAGUAGCUGAAGGUGCUAAUAUUUUGGACCCCAGAUUAAACGAAGGGCUGUCAUGUUGCUGUACUUAGGAGUGAUUUGGUUGAACGGGAAGAAUAAACACACUCCCUCAAAAGCUCAAGUAUCAUAAGUCAAUCCAGCAAUGGACAGAGAGGGAUUUCUCGGGCCAUUUCUUCAGGAAUAUGUAUUCCUUCAUGUGUAAUAGAGGGUUCUUGGUUUAUUUUUGUUUUAAGUAUUCUGACUAUGUCGUUACUUUUCAUAUUUAUUGUGAUUUUUCGAGAUGCAGAGGACAGUAUGUUAGUUCAGUAUAAGGACAAAAACAAAUCCAUAAGGUGAAGUAGCUAAGGGGGUAGUCUUUUGUGGGGUCAGAAUCGGUAGGUCUUUAAUAAAUGAUGCUCACUAGACGACAUGAAACAAAAAUGAUCCACGGCUAUUUUCACAGAAUCAAAUGAAUUCUAAGAUAUCAUUUGUAUACGAUCACAUUAUUAUGUGGACGUAUUAUUCCGCUGUCCCUUUCCUUUUGUAUGUCUGUUCACAUUUGUUUGUGGACAAUAUAGAGGUACUAAUUUUAUAUUUUUAUCUCUGGUGGGUUCGUACUUCUUUGAGUGGCAUUAAGUAAUUGAACAGUAACACACUAACACUAUUUAUGGAAUAAGCAAAUUUGCUUAAUAAAGAUGAAAGUAUCAUCUUGGAAACGUUGCAUAUUAAUAAACCAGUUAUUGUUAUUCCAUCAAUAGUGUUAGUGUGCUAAGUUUGUCAUCAUCGCUUUGAUCAGUGCUUGUUAUAUAUAAUGUCUAUAUUUAUGGCUUCUUUUUACUGUAUAUAAAUACUAGGUGUUUUACAUAUAUGUUAUCAUUUGCUCGAAACGUUGCAUGAAUCAAUUCAGUUGAUUGUCUGAAAACGUAUUCCAUCCUAAAAUCGCCGUGUUACACAGAAGGGGCAGACUGGGUGAUUGAAAGUAUUGUAUAGGGGUUCGCCAUGAAAGCGAUUCAAAUAUCCAGCUAAAUAUUUCUUACUGGUAGCCAUUAAAAAACAAAAAAACACUUUUAUAAUGUCACGAAUAAAUAUAUUGUAAAUUAAAUCACAGCUUUUAUUUCUUUAUAAAUAUAAAACAUUUAUGUAAAUCUGUACAUUUAACGAAUAUAAAAAUAUCUUCAAGUCCAAGUGACUUGCUUGUAUUAAAAAAAAU